GGCCAAAUCAGAUCAAUACGAGGAACGAAAUUAAAGCUGAACCGCCAUGCAGGUAAAGGCAACAUGUACCACCUAUAUAUAUCAGGCGAUGCGAGAAAAGCGAAAAUUGAAGCAGCAGGCUUAAGAACCUUGUUGCGUAGUGGAAUUCUUAUUGGACUGGGUUGGCAAGAUCGCAUCUAUCGUGGAUGAAAAGAAUAGAGAGUGAAGGACAAGGUGCGGACCCCACGAUGAUUCUUGCAUCGCGCAAUCAGAGAACACGAGGGAUGCGAGAGCACGUCGAUAUGAAAGAGGGGAAAGGAUCGCAAAAUGGGGUAUAAAGAGCCGUUCGCAGUCGUCCAUCUGUCUAUCUUCCAACCCAAACUUCACCGCGCCUUCUCCAACCAGCCAUCAGAAUCAACACAUCAUGAAGCUCACAGCCAUUGUCCUCGCUCUUCUCUCCUCGGCCGCCUUGGCUCAAGAGCCCACCAUCGCUCGCCGUGCCCCUGCGGAGAUAGAGAAGCGCGCCAUCGUUGACGCGACGGUCAUUGUCGACGGACUGCGCUACCGAACGUGCCCGAAGACGAGUUGCUCAGCUCCGGGUCAAUACCCCAAAGGUACCAAGAUCAAGUUGAGCUGCUACACCAGGGAUGGUACGACUACAGUGAAUGGUGACAAGGGCUGGGCCAAGGUCUCUGGGGGUGUUGGUAAUGGUCGAUGGGUCGCAUUGGCUUUUGGGAAGUAUGUCGACUGGAGUGCGUCGAUCAGCUAUUGCUGA
Alternaria rosae is the source of this 754-nucleotide messenger RNA. RefSeq lists its product as uncharacterized. Lineage: Eukaryota; Fungi; Ascomycota; Dothideomycetes; Pleosporales; Pleosporaceae. Bases 404 to 754 code for a protein of 116 amino acids. The transcript is spliced from 3 exons. The record is from RefSeq and is a predicted model, not a curated record.